CAGCGAGCAAUAAAGAAGAAAGAGCAAAAAAAAAAAAAAAAAAAAGUAGAGACAAACAAAGAGACACGACCUCGUCGUCAUCCUCAUCAUCAUCAUCGAUCACCGAUCACCAUCACAAAUCGAUCUCUCUCUCUCUCUCUCUCACAUCUUCUUCUUCCUUCACAAGUAACAUUUUUGGCUCGUUUGAACCAGAAAGAUGUCUCCAGCGUCAAAAUCCAAGUCUAAAUCCAAGAGUAAGCCCUCUGCAGGGGCAACCAAGGAACAACAGAAGACUUCUUCUAAGCCUUCUGGAUCUAGCAACACUGGGGGUGGUAAUCCAGCAAGUGCUUACAAUCCAGUCUCUGGAACAUUCCAUUCCAUUGAAACAUCAUCUGCUGCCACUUCGCCACCUUUUCAUGACAAUGGUCGUUAUUGUAAUAUAGAUGAUACAGAUGAACAUUCUAGUAGCCCUCAUGGAACGGUAUCGGAGUAUGACUCAAUUUCCAACAAUGGCAGCUGCUCUGGUGAGUCUGAAGACCCAAAAGAUAAAAUAGCUCAUUCUACUCCAAGGCAAGAGGCAGUUCCUGGUUCUGACAAUGACAGACGAGAGAAGAUCCGUCUGAAAAAUGAGAGGAAGCACCAGCGGCAGAGAGAAAGGCGGGCACAAGAGUUGCACGACCGUUGCAAUGGCUAUCUCAUGUCAAGAAAGCUGGAAGCACUAUCUCAGCAGCUUGUGGCAAUGGGGUUCCCUUCUGAACGGGCAACGUUGGCUCUGAUGUUGAAUGAGGGCAAGGUAGAGGAAUCAGUCACCUGGCUUUUUGAGAGAAAUGAAGAAGAAAAUCACCAAAAUGAUAAUACGAACCUUGGAAGUCAGGCCAAUUUGAAGAUUGAUAUUAGUGAAGAGCUUGCUCGGAUUUCAGCGUUAGAGGUGAGAUACAAAUGCUCAAAGCAAGAGGUUGAAAGAGCUGUUGUUACUUUUGAAGGUGAUCUUGAUAAGGCAGAAGAUACAUUGAGAACACAGAAGCAGGAAGAGCAUGCUACUAUGUCAAAGCCAGAGGAAACGGCUGGAACAAGGAACCUGAUAAGACCACAAGAAAUGCCUGUAGCUUCAGUUAUAAUACAGCAAAGAAGAAUUGAAAGGGAUUAUAACUACCCCCAGACAGCUAUGGCAGUGCCAGCAUUUUCAGAUCCUGGGAAUAGGAACCUACAGAUUUUAAAGGCAAAUCAUCUGAAGGCACUGGCAGAGAAGAGGUGGCUUGCUAUGGGAGCAAGCCAUUCUGCUCCAUUGAAUUUGGCACCACCUAUGCAAGUAGCACCUCCUUCAGCAAAAGUGGAGUCACGACUUAGUGUUGUUGGAAAUGAUGGAAGAAUAAUGCAGCAAGGAGCAGUGAGGGAGCCAGUGGUUGUGAUGCAGCGCCCCCAGUCCAUAAAUGCGAAGCAAAACCCUGUUUCUAGCAUUAGCGCGUCAGCAUCAGGAGCAGUUCCAUGGUAUGCAAGCAGUGUUCCAGGUGUUGACAACAUAAGGUCAAAUGGGAAACUCAUGCAAAAUCAGAGUGCAGGGAUCUUUGGUCCGGAAAAUCAGCGAUCAGAGCAAUUCUACCAUCAAGCUCCUUAUAAAGAAUAUCCACUCAUGUUUGGGCCGGUGGAUUCCACAUCAGCUGGCCUGGGGGGCUCAUGGAGCACAAUGGGUGCGUCUUCACCUUCACACUCAGUUCCUUCUGAGCCUCGAGGUUCAUGGAACACAAUGGGUGCAUCUUCACAUUCACUUACAGUUCCAUCCUCCCUCGGGCUGUUUUCUGGUCAGGGUUCAGCAGGAACAUUUGGCUCACCUGCACAUGUGGAUUGGAAUACGGGGGGGUUGAUGCCUGAAUUGGACUAUACCAGUAUAGAUUGGACUUUGGAUUACCCAUCAUCUGCCAAAUCAAAUGGACUAUGGCUGGGGCUUUCUUCAUUUUUGAGGAAUAGUUCAGGCAUGAGACUGGGCAGUACAAAUGGCAAAUUCAUAUCGGAUGGUGGAGUGGCUGCAGAAACAUCAUCUUCUGCUGGUUUGAAUGAGUGGACAUCUCCCUUUGCAGGCAAGGACAUCUUCAGUGCACCCAGGCAGUUUGUUUCUUCUCCAUCUCCUUAGGACUAGGAAUAUGACUUUGGAGCAAAAGGAGAAAAUGUAAACAGAUGUGGUUGGUUUGGGAUGGCUGUGUUGAUGGUUGUUUCUGGUUUACUAAUGAAAAUGCAUCUGCUAGUUUCUGGCUUA
Messenger RNA from Quercus robur (English oak), 2230 nucleotides. RefSeq lists its product as uncharacterized. The record is from RefSeq and is a predicted model, not a curated record. Bases 197 to 2107 code for a protein of 636 amino acids. NCBI's taxonomy places the organism in Eukaryota, Viridiplantae, Streptophyta, Magnoliopsida, Fagales, Fagaceae. Gene Ontology annotation, molecular function: protein binding. The transcript has 2 exons.